AAGUGGUUGCUAACCUGCUGCGCUGUUGUUCACUGACAUAACGACAGCUAGCUACAUAUGGACAAAGGAGUGCCCUCACAUGAAGUCUCGUCUUUGCAACGUUGAGGAGCGGUACAGAUGUCUUUAACAUGGCAAAUGUGGUUCGGACAGCAGCUUUAGUUUUAAACCUCUGGAGUGUUUUCGUGCAGUUCAGUCGCGUGUCAGGUCUUGGGAUCAAUGAACUGCUUUAUUUCCGGGUCAUCAGUCCAGAGGAGAUAGGGUACAUCUUCAGUGCAGCACCUGCUAAAGACUUCGGAGGAGAUUUUACAUCAUCUUAUGAUGAGAUUUUCCUGGUGCCAGCAGACCCAGCAGAUGGCUGCUCAGAACUGGAGGACAGAGAAAUCAUCCAGGGACAAGUAAUCCUGGUGCAAAGGGGAGGCUGCUCCUUUGUACAAAAGACCCGACAUGUUGAGGAAGCGGGAGGCAAAGCUGUUUUGAUUGCUGAUAAUGUGGAGGACAAUGACAGUCAGUACCUUGAUAUGAUCACUGACGGAAGCACCGCCAAACCAAGCAUACCUGCUCUAUUCCUGCUGGGACGCGAUGGAAUGAUGAUCAGACGAUCUCUUCAGAGACUAGCACUACCGUGGGCUGUCAUUUCCAUUCCUGUCAAUGUUUCCUCAUUGGCCUCGUUCCCACUUAAGCAGCCCCCGUGGACACUGUGGUAGAAUUAAUGCACACUCAUAACUUCAUGCAUUUCCUCACUCAAUAAACACUCUUUCAUCAGUGCAUAUCCUGCCAGCAGUGAACAAACUCACAGCCUCACAUGGAAAUUCUUUGGCGGUGGUUAAACAAAUUUACGCACACUGGUGGUGAACCAAUGAAAUUAACAUAUGUACACACCUGAAUGCACGGUCAAAGGCUUGUUGAGUAUACCUCUUAGCUGUGUCCAAAUGGACUCUUUGCCAGAGCUAUUGGACCAGAUGAGGACAGACAAACUCAGCAAGAAACGCAUGCUUAUUCUCAGCUGAACUUGUUUGAAUUAGCCGGUGGUUUUGAAGAUAAUGAGUCUCUCUAGUUUUGAGUAGUCUCCAGCAACUUCUGUACAAAUGAUCUGUUGGUGACUAUUCAGUGGUAAAACUGUGGAAAAUCUGAUGUGCACUGAUAGAACACAUACAAAAAGAAGAUCACUGUACACCAUUUCUUUUUGCCUCAUCAAAUAGUACAAGCUGAGGCCUCUGGA
Molecule: messenger RNA, 1219 nt
Organism: Chelmon rostratus (copperband butterflyfish)
Lineage: Eukaryota; Metazoa; Chordata; Actinopteri; Chaetodontiformes; Chaetodontidae
Product: protease-associated domain-containing protein 1-like
Exons: 5
Coding region: 129-704 (191 amino acids)
Source: RefSeq, a predicted model, not a curated record